CUGAGGUGUAUAUACUGUGUGACAUUUCCCUCUUUUUAAGUAGAGGGACUCCAAAAAGUCGUAGGCACCCCGUCCUAGGCACCGUGCAGGGGGCGGGCAGCAGUGCGGGGGCGGGAAGCAAACGCGCCAACCACGCGUGUCCGCGCGCAGGUGCCGGGGGCGGCGGCGGCAACUCCGCAGCGUCUGCCCAGGAAGAGAGUUCGCGGCAGCUCGCGGGAUGCUCCUAGAUGCAAGAUGUGUCUCUGGCCAGCAGGAGGAAGGAAGAGGAAGUGAGAGCAGCGGCAGCCGGCGGCAGCGGCCGGCGACCCGAGUGUAAGUGCGUGCGUUCGGGCAGCGGCGGCGGGCGAGGAUGGGCACGAGAUAGAGGCAGAGCCACCGCCGUCCGCGGCCCCGAGAGGGGCUACAGAACCUCGGGCACCGGUCUACGGCCCCGGCCCCCGCUCCAGCGCUCCAGCUUCUGGGAGCCCUCGUCACCGCGUCCUGCGACCCCGGGCAGGUAUAGACACGUGUGACCGUCCACGCACUAGGAUCCCCCGUUUCCACUGUCUUCGGACUUCUCGGUUACACAAUGCCGCCUCCUGCGGAUAUCGUCAAAGUGGCCAUAGAAUGGCCUGGAGCCUACCCUAAACUCAUGGAGAUUGACCAGAAAAAACCACUGUCUGCAAUAAUAAAGGAAGUCUGUGAUGGGUGGUCUCUUGCCAACCAUGAAUAUUUUGCACUGCAGCAUGCUGAUAGUUCAAACUUCUAUAUCACGGAAAAGAAUCGCAAUGAAAUAAAAAAUGGAACUAUUCUUCGAUUAACCACGUCUCCGGCUCAAAAUGCCCAGCAGCUCCAUGAACGAAUACAGUCAUCAAGUAUGGAUGCCAAGUUGGAAGCCCUGAAGGACUUGGCCAGCCUCUCCCGCGAUGUUACCUUUGCUCAGGAGUUCAUAAACCUGGAUGGCAUCUCACUCCUCACUCAGAUGGUGGAAAGUGGCACUGAACGAUACCAGAAGUUACAGAAGAUUAUGAAGCCUUGCUUUGGAGACAUGCUGUCCUUCACUUUGACAGCCUUUGUGGAGCUAAUGGACCAUGGCAUCGUGUCAUGGGAUACAUUCUCAGUGGCGUUCAUAAAGAAGAUAGCAAGCUUUGUGAACAAGUCCGCCAUAGACAUCUCAAUCCUACAGCGGUCCUUAGCCAUUUUGGAGUCAAUGGUUCUCAACAGCCAUGACCUCUACCAAAAGGUAGCACAGGAGAUCACCAUUGGACAACUCAUUCCUCAUCUUCAAGGGACAGAUCAAGAAAUCCAGACUUACACUAUCGCUGUAAUCAACGCACUUUUCCUGAAGGCCCCUGACGAGAGGAGGCAGGUUGAUGUAGAGAGCAGUGUUGACAUCCUUGAUUGCCCUCUGACUGAGAUGGCUAAUAUUUUGGCUCAGAAGCAGCUGCGCUACAUCAUUUUAACACAUGUCAUCCGAGCUCAGCGGGCCAUCAACAAUGAGAUGGCACACCAGUUAUAUGUCCUCCAAGUGCUGACCUUUAACCUUCUGGAAGACAGGAUGAUGACCAAGAUGGAUCCCCAGGACCAGGCUCAAAGAGACAUCAUAUUUGAACUUCGAAGAAUUGCUUUUGAUGCAGAGUCUGAACCUAAUAACAGCAGUGGCAGCAUGGAGAAGCGCAAGUCCAUGUACACGCGGGAUUAUAAGAAACUUGGCUUCAUUAAUCAUGUCAAUCCUGCCAUGGACUUCACACAGACUCCUCCUGGGAUGCUGGCUCUGGACAACAUGCUGUAUUUUGCUAAGCACCAUCAGGAUGCAUACAUCCGGAUUGUGCUUGAGAACAGCAGCCGAGAGGAUAAGCAUGAGUGUCCCUUUGGCCGCAGCAGUAUAGAACUGACCAAGAUGCUCUGUGAGAUCCUGAAAGUGGGCGAGCUGCCGAGUGAGACCUGCAACGAUUUCCACCCAAUGUUCUUCACCCAUGACAGAUCCUUCGAGGAGUUUUUCUGCAUUUGUAUCCAGCUCCUAAACAAAACAUGGAAGGAAAUGAGAGCCACUUCUGAAGACUUCAACAAGGUAAUGCAGGUGGUGAAGGAGCAGGUUAUGAGAGCGCUUACAACCAAGCCUAGCUCCCUGGACCAGUUCAAAAGUAAACUGCAGAACCUGAGCUACACUGAAAUCCUGAAAAUCCGCCAGUCUGAGAGGAUGAACCAGGAAGAUUUCCAGUCUCGCCCAAUUUUGGAACUAAAGGAGAAGAUCCAGCCAGAAAUCUUAGAGUUGAUCAAACAGCAGCGCCUGAACCGCCUUGUGGAAGGGACCUGCUUUAGGAAACUCAACGCUCGUCGGAGACAAGACAAAUUUUGGUAUUGUCGGCUUUCACCCAAUCACAAGGUCUUACAUUAUGGCGACUUGGAAGAGAGCCCCCAAGGAGAAGUGCCCCAUGAUUCCCUGCAGGACAAAUUGCCGGUGGCAGAUAUCAAAGCAGUGGUGACGGGAAAGGACUGCCCUCAUAUGAAAGAGAAAGGUGCCCUUAAACAAAACAAGGAGGUGCUUGAACUUGCUUUCUCCAUCUUGUAUGACUCAAAUUGCCAACUGAAUUUUAUUGCUCCUGACAAGCAUGAGUAUUGCAUCUGGACAGAUGGGCUGAACGCACUUCUUGGGAAGGACAUGAUGAGUGACCUGACGCGGAAUGACCUGGACACCCUGCUGAGCAUGGAGAUCAAGCUCCGCUUGUUAGACCUGGAAAACAUCCAGAUCCCGGAUGCACCUCCGCCCAUCCCCAAGGAGCCCAGCAACUAUGACUUCGUCUAUGACUGUAACUGAAGCGGCUGGGCCUGAACACAUUCCUCCCAAACUGGAAAGAUCUAGCUAUCAGCAGAGAGAAGCGCAAACACACCCACUUGUUGUGUGGUGGGAAGCUGCGGGUCAACCCUUCCUUUGAUCUAAUUUUUAGCCCUAGCUUUUUUUUUUAUCCCCCCCUUUGGGGGGGGGCAUCUUACCAUCUCCUUGAAUCUACUUCCCGACUCUGUUUUAGAUCACUCCACUGCUCCAACUCACUGGCGGCGGAUCUUAAGCAAAAGCCACUACUAGAAAGAAAGUCUACUAGUCCUCUCAUCCUAACCUGCUGCGGGCAUAUCCUUCUGUCCUUCUUCCCUCUUGCCUGGAGUAGGGAACCCAGUUAGCCCUGAACUGCCCCAAAUUUGCUCACUAAACCAAGAGAAAUGCCUAAGGCCAGGCUUGGGUAAAAUAGCUCUGUUACUGGACAAGAAGACCAAAGGCCACCAUCUCCUACCCCUUCUCUCUAGGGUCAGCUCUAUGUGAGGUGAGAUCGCUUUCACAUCUCUUCUCUCCCUUCCUAGCCUUGGCCUUGCUCUGGUCCACUUUGGUCCUGUGUGUAACAGCAGCAGCAGCCUCAUUCCAGUCCUCUAAGGUAUUAGAUCUUCCAAACACUCCACAGAGCCCAUGCCUGUUCCUUGUCUGCACUGUGACCAUGACCAUGACCAACCUCUCUGUCACACUAUAUGGUCUUGGACCUCCUCUCCUUGCCCCAGCCCAGACCUGCCAUCUUCAUUUCUUCAAGCCCCCAGCCUCUUAGCAGAAAGCACAAUGAAGUCAGUAGUUCUGCUCCAUCUCAAAUAGAUUAAACCUAACGGCCUCUAAAGUGGCUAGCUGUUGCUAUCCAACAGUUCCAUGUCACCUUCUCCCUGGGGCUCCUGCUACACCCCAGGUUGUCCAGGGUGGUCAAGCUGUCAGACAUUCAAGUUUACAUCGUUGUAAUUAUUAUAGGUCUUUGCAAUUUACAAGGGUUUGGGGUUGUUUUGUUGUUUUGUUUUGUUUUUGGCUUUGUUUUUGUAUAA
Molecule: messenger RNA, 3831 nt
Organism: Onychomys torridus (southern grasshopper mouse)
Lineage: Eukaryota; Metazoa; Chordata; Mammalia; Rodentia; Cricetidae
Gene: Elmo1
Product: engulfment and cell motility 1
Exons: 23
Coding region: 569-2797 (742 amino acids)
Biological process (GO): actin filament organization; cell motility
Cellular component (GO): guanyl-nucleotide exchange factor complex; plasma membrane
Source: RefSeq, a predicted model, not a curated record